Quercus lobata is the source of this 659-nucleotide messenger RNA. Its product is annotated as NADPH:quinone oxidoreductase-like. NCBI's taxonomy places the organism in Eukaryota, Viridiplantae, Streptophyta, Magnoliopsida, Fagales, Fagaceae. Gene Ontology annotation, molecular function: FMN binding; oxidoreductase activity. The transcript has 3 exons. Bases 16 to 612 code for a protein of 198 amino acids. The record is from RefSeq and is a predicted model, not a curated record. Gene Ontology annotation, cellular component: cytosol.
CAGAGAGAGAACGCUAUGGAGGCAGUUGUAGCAGAAACACCAAGAGUUAAAGUGGCGGCUCUAUGUGGGUCUCUUCGCAAAGGCUCGUAUAACCGUGGCCUUGUUCGUUCUGCAAUCGAGCUGAGCAAGUCCAUCAAUGGCUUGGAAAUAGAGUACAUAGACAUUGAACCUUUGCCUAUGCUCAACACUGACUUAGAAGGAGAGGGAACUUUCCCAACAGCCGUGGAAGCUUUCCGCCAGAAGAUUAAAGAAGCUGAUUCCAUUCUCUUUGCCUCGCCCGAGUGCAACUACUCAGUCUCAGCUCCAUUGAAGAAUGCAAUUGACUGGGCAUCUAGACCACCAAAUGUUUGCGCUGACAAAGCAGCUGCAAUUGUAAGUGCUUCAGGAGGUUCUGGUGGGAAACGGUCACAGUAUCACCUUCGCCAAAUUGGAGUUUUUCUGGAUCUUCAUUUCAUCAACAAACCUGAGUUUUUCUUGAAUGCACGCGAACCUCCUACAAAGUUUGAUGGCAAUGGUAAUCUGGUUGAUGAAUCAGUCAAGGAGAAGUUGAAGGAAAUUCUCAUAUCCUUGCAUGCAUUUACUUUGCGCCUCCAAGGAAAGCUUGAGAAAUAAUUUGUGAUUUUUAAUUAGAUGAAAAAUAAUUAAUAUGUGAUUUAAUA